AGGCCCAAGAUACUCGAGGACUUCGUCGUCUUCGGCGAUCAGCAGUUGGGCAUAUCACAAGGUCAAGGGAGGCACCUGGUUAUCUCGUGCAUGAAGUCUGAGGAGUUGGACGAGCACCAGCACAUCAUGGCGAGCAUGGCGCAGGAAGUAUCCGAUCAUCUUCGGCGGAUGGACAGACGUUAUCUGAAUUGGUCAACCACCGAGGCGCACUGGGUCCUGCCGGGUCACUUCAAGGAGCAUUGCACCUUCUACUUCGACCUGGAGAGCGGCGACGACGGCAUCAUCAAGUACUGGGACUUCGUCGAGGAGGCCGACAUGAUGGAGUCCAGAUCGCUCAUUAACAGCAACUGCUUCAAGGCCGUGCAUCAGAAUUACAUGGGCUCCUCCAGCGUGAUCGACGCGAUGCGGGCCAGGCGCUGGGAGAGUAUAUACUGCGAUAAGAACGAG
Messenger RNA from Prorocentrum cordatum, 447 nucleotides. Lineage: Eukaryota; Dinophyceae; Prorocentrales; Prorocentraceae. The record is from the annotation of a GenBank genome assembly.